This is a messenger RNA of Cyphellophora europaea CBS 101466, 1599 nucleotides long. RefSeq lists its product as uncharacterized. NCBI's taxonomy places the organism in Eukaryota, Fungi, Ascomycota, Eurotiomycetes, Chaetothyriales, Cyphellophoraceae. Gene Ontology annotation, biological process: regulation of transcription by RNA polymerase II. Bases 1 to 1599 code for a protein of 532 amino acids. The transcript has a single exon. Gene Ontology annotation, molecular function: RNA polymerase II cis-regulatory region sequence-specific DNA binding; DNA-binding transcription factor activity, RNA polymerase II-specific; protein dimerization activity. The record is from RefSeq and is a predicted model, not a curated record.
AUGUCGACAUCCGGCAACAUGCCCUUCAUUAAGAAUGAACCCGACGAGUUCGGCAACGAUCCCAAUCGCUUUAUGCAGAACCAGGGUUUCGCAAAUGGGGCUUUCGACAGCAACUACUUCAAUGAUCAGCAGGGCGGCAGCAUUGACCCUUCUGCGCUGAGCAUGUCCGGUGGCAACUACAACAACAUGCAACAGUACGGUUUCGGCUCCCAGAAUAUGUCGUCUAGCUUUAAUUUGGGCACAUCCGGGUUCGAUGACAGCGAGCUCAUGGAAAGCCUCGAUCCCACCCGAAUGGACGACUUCAACCAUCUGCCACCCAACAAUCACCAGCCACGGUCCAACCACGCCAUGCCAGUGAACAGCCACGCCCAGGUCUUCUCAAGCACUCCCGAUGGUGCACCAAUCCAGAGUCCAUACCUUGGGCAGCCCGAUUACAGCCACUUCAGAAACCUCAAUUCUCUGCCACAACAUCUCUCGCCGCUCCAGACUCCGCAGUAUAUGACCGGCAAGAGGCCAAGUAUGCAAGCUCACCGUAAGUCAUCAGACCAGCGGAGCCCGAUGACGCCACGUACCGCUGCUAUGCAAGGUCUUCACAUUGGUACUCCCGAGUCUGGCAGCUUAGCUAACGGCCGGCCCGUGCGCACAGAAAGCAUGCAAAACCGACAUAUGAAGACAAUGUCCGGCCAGUACGACAGUACGCCAGGAAGCCUGCAUUCUUAUCUCGAUUCUCCGCUGUCUUCGCCCGGUGGAAAGUCAAUGCAACAUCCUGGCAUUGGCGAAACUAUUGGCGCCGCCUCUCUCCCGACCAAGGUUGAGAAUGGCCACAAUACCAGCAACCAGGAGUCAUUAGAGGCCAAGAAGAGAAGGAGGAGAGCAUCCCACAAUGCUGUGGAGCGAAGACGGCGUGACAACAUCAAUGAGCGCAUUCAGGAUCUGUCUCAUCUGGUUCCGAUGCAUCGCCUGGAAGACGAUAAGGUCAAGAAGCAGCUUACCAGUGUUGGGCCACUUUCACCAAGCAUGGGCGCGACAGGCAUGAGUCCACCGAAUGCUGCAACUUCGCUCCUUGCUGGGGCUAGUGGCCGGCGAGCGGCAAGCACGGCUGGCAACAUCACCAUUGGGCUCCCCGUGGAAGAUCGCGAAAAAGGGCCUAAUAAGGGUGAUAUUCUCAAUGGGUCUGUCAGUUGGACUCGCGACCUCAUGUGGGCACUGCAUCAAAAGUAUAUGCAAGAGGAGGAACUAGCUCAGUUGAUUACGCAUCUGGGAGGGCAGUGGCCAUUCCAAUUGACCGACGACGAGAAGCGCAUGCGCAGUGAGGUGAUGGAAGCCAUCGAAAAGAACGGGGUUGAAACCUUUUCGUACUCACGGACGGAUGGCUCUGGCUUACGCGUGCCUAAGCACACCACCCUCAACGGUGACAAGCUCCAGACUAGCAACUCUUCAAUGAGCCCGCAAUCCAACUUCGAGCUCAGCCCGGGCUUCCAUAGUGGCGGCAGUGGCACCAACAGUGGAAGCAACGGUCCAGGCCAACCCCAGUACUGGCAUUCUGCUGGCCAUGGCGGAAUCAGCUUCAAGGAGGAGGACGAGAACAUGGAUCUGUGA